Messenger RNA from Cylicocyclus nassatus, 385 nucleotides. The record is from the annotation of a GenBank genome assembly. Lineage: Eukaryota; Metazoa; Nematoda; Chromadorea; Rhabditida; Strongylidae.
UAAAAAUGUACGACUUACUUACCCUAACUUCAAUGGCAACGUCCUUGACAAUUAUAUUGUAUUCACUUAUGUCCUGUGGAGGACGAACACCCAAAAGCGAGUCAAGCCAUCCAGGGGACCACGGCGAGCCUCAUACAUCCUCAAGUGAAUCAGGAAAGACAAGACCUCAUAGAAAUGAGGAAAAGCAUGAGAAGGCAAAAUUACCUACUUUGGAAAAGAAGGAACAUGAAGAUCAGAAAUUGCCUGGAGCAGUGCAGCAGCCACAUCCAGCUGUCGAUGAGGGUAAACAAGGAGGCGAUGACGGCUACGAGUCUUGUCCUGACAUGACCCCUACACAGCUGGCAAAAGUAUUGGCAGAGAUGAAGUGAACAUCUUGACUAACCAU